AUGUACCUUGUCGCAUUUAGGCUCUCAAUAUGGCUUUUAAUACUAUACUUUUCCGGAAUAUCGGCUAUAAUCGUAAAUAAUAGCUCAAUAUGUACUGAUUCACGCGCUGAAGGCUCACUAAAGCUCAAAAUAGCAAAGGGUACGCAAAGAGGAGGAAGGAAUGAGCGAAUUUGUGGAUACAUUAGCCCUUCAGUAACGAAUCGUAGCUUUUGCAAUGGAGAUUUAGUGGCAGGAGGAGAAUAUCGCACGGUAAAUACCGAAAAAUCGCAUUUUAAUGGAGGACUGGACAGCCGCGAUCCAAGCGUCGCCUUUUGCGCGAACUUUGAAACUAACAGGAGGAAUUUGGCAUGUUCACUCUUCUUUGGUACCCAGACUAGCAUCUACACGGACGCUCUCUGGGAACAUGAACUUGAAACCGAUAAAAAAUAUGAGAAGAAAAGGAAAAAGACUACGAAAACAGAAGCAUCUGAGAGUUUGGAACCUCCGCAAGAUCAAACGUCUACUUCCGAUGUGGAAUCCAAAUUGCCUUUGGCUCCUCCUUACGAGGAUGAGCCCUUAGAAACUAUAAAAGAGACUACAGAUCUUACAAAACCUCCGAGUUUCAAGAAUGAGUGGACCCUAAAGAGGAUUGCGCAUGGUAGGGAUUUUUGGCACAGAUUCUGUGAGAAUCCAAGUGAACACGGACAACGUGCACAUCGCUGGAUAAAGUUUACUCACGAUAGAUUUUUCUGUAAUAGAAUUUUGAAACGCACAUACACGGAGGUUCAUCCACUAAAAACCGGAAAACUGAGCAAAAAGGACCAAAGGAGACAAAAGAGUAGAAUUAGGAUCACCAGGGAAAUCAUAGGAUACGACAAUUCAAGUGAGACUAGCAACCUCGUGAUAUUGUUAAACUAUCCGCAGGAGAGACUUGUGAAACUGGUGGAAGUUAUGCGUCUUCCUGGAAUCCUGGAUUUAAGGAAUUACGAAAUGCUGGGUCUCUUGAGGUUCUCUUUGAUCUACUUAUCCAAGCUGAAGGGGUUCCGUAGUUUGGUAGAGUUUUUGCUCUCAUUUGGAAGGUUAAAUAUCUGCGAUGCUGCUGACUGUGAAAAGGUACCGGUGGCUGAAUCCACAGAUGAACCUCAGGAAGCCAAUGGCAAACGCAAAUACGGUCCAAUAAAGACAAUAUUCCGCGAAGGAAAUCGUGUAAUGAGGCCACUCAUAUUUGCAAAAAUAGGACGUUUUAGAAAGGACCCAUUUCCUGAGCAUUUGCUUAUUCCAAGAAGGGCAAAGGAAAAGCCAAUAAGGGAACCUUUUCCAAUAAACGAACAUGUUUGCUCUUUGAACAAAUUUCUAGACAAGUGUCAGGAAUUUAUGCGUAAGAAAUUGGAAACUGCAACUUAUAAUUACGAUGAGACGAUGGAUAGAACGUUUUCAGAUAUAUUUACGGAUGCUCCAGAAUAUACAACGUAUCAAAGUGUCAACAAAAUUGACUACCCAACCACCUUUGAAUUUUUGGACAAUCUAAAGGAGCUUUUCAUUCCAGAAGAAAGUAAUGAUAAUUCUAAAGCUGAACACUCAGAGACGGAUAAUGGAAACAUCCAUUCAUCAUAUAAAUGGACAGCUCAAGACAUAAAAUACAUGCUCACACGUAUAAAGGGAUUUGGUCUAACAUCUUUAGAAACUAUUAUAAAACGAUUUAGAGCGCUACAUAACGAGAUUGGAUUCACGUAUGACGAGAUAAUAAGGAUAGGAAAGAAAAGCCCAAUGGUAUUUGCUACUGGAAAUUACAAGCAUCGCUGUCUGCAAAUUUAUGAUCUCGACGAGGCAUUUACUCAUGAGAUGGUACUUCAAAUUGUUCGUAGCAAUCCUGUUUUGCUUGGUGUAAACAUUUCAAGGAGUAUACGUCCAAAGGUAUUUUAUCUAACCAGAAGUCUCUGCCAACCAGUUUCCAUGCUUUUGGACUUUCCAAAAUUUCUUUCAUAUUCUCUAUAUGACAGAAUCAUACCAAGACACAUUGCUCUAAUGAAUAAAUACUACAAUGGCGAAUUCCUGAAGGUCUAUAACUAUUUAUUUGAAUCUGGCUAUUAUCAUGCAUAUGGACAAAUGGUAACUGACGAAAAGGUUCCGAAUAUACUUCCUGAAGGACAUGCUGAACAUCUGGGGGCUUACAAAACCCUCAUUAAUCAGGUUCCAAUAAAGAAGAUGGUAACAUUGAGUGACCCCCUCUUUUGUGAGGAAUUUGGAAUAACAUAUAGGGGCCUUGUAGAAGGUAAAGUUCAAGCAAUGAAGAUUAGACUACCUUGUGAUAUGUUCUGA
Theileria equi strain WA is the source of this 2298-nucleotide messenger RNA. RefSeq lists its product as hypothetical. Gene Ontology annotation, biological process: regulation of DNA-templated transcription. The coding region runs from base 1 to 2298 and encodes 765 amino acids. Lineage: Eukaryota; Apicomplexa; Aconoidasida; Piroplasmida; Theileriidae. Gene Ontology annotation, molecular function: double-stranded DNA binding. The transcript has a single exon. The record is from RefSeq and is a predicted model, not a curated record.